AAACAUGAGACAGGAGAUCGAUCAUCUCUGACCUCUGUCCUAAACAGUUGCUAUCUCACUCUUUCUUCAUUCUCUCUGUUUCAAUCUCAAAUUGUUUUUCACUUUCCCUUUCCCUCCAUUUUCAACUUUAUCUUCUUUCUCCACACUCUCCUAUAUAUAUCACAACUAAAAUCUCAAAUCCAUCAACCAAACAAAUUCUCACAUCCAUCGUUUCGCUGCAAAACCUUCAAACCCUAGCAAUCAUGGAGUCUGACGGAAACUCCGACAAUGGCGGUGGAAGCAAACAGUUUUCAAAUCUUACGCCGGUGCCGCCGGAAGAAUCUGGUGUAGGUUUGCCGUAUGCGCCGGAAAAUUUUCCGAAUCCCGGUGAUAUUUGGCGGUGGAAAGCUGGUAAGAGGAUCUCAAAUAACGGUAAUUUUCGUGACCGUUAUUUAUACCUUCCUCCUCGUCUUUCUGCACCUGCCAAUCGGACCUCUUUCCGCGGCGGAUUUGCUAGCAAGCUCGCCGUUGAACGCUACGUAAGGGAAAGGUUCCCCAAAGCAAAUAUUUCGGAUUUCUUCGCUUCAUUCAGCUGGAGAAUUCCUUCUGGUCUUCCAGGCAAUAUGAAUCCUGCAGUUGAUGAACUUAAACAGUUUGAAUUAGAAGAACAGGAAGAAUCCAAUGUCCCCUGUGACAUCGAUGGAUGCAAAGCUGGGAAUCAUAAGUGCAGCAGCUUGAUUUUGGAAAAAGAAUCUCCACCUGUCAUGCCGUGUGAUUUCUGCUGUGCUGAGCCUAAAUUUUGCCGUGAAUGUUGCUGCAUUCUCUGUUACAAAGCCGUUGAUUCAACUCAUGGCGGCUGUAGCUAUAUCAUGUGCAAAGUAAAACAUGAUGAUACUAUUUGUGGGCAUGUCGCUCAUCUGGAAUGUGCUUUUCGAGCUUACAUGGCUGGCACCUUGGGGGGAAUGAUAGGAUUGGAUGCUGAGUAUUUUUGCCGGCGCUGUAAUGGGAGGACCGAACUGAUUCCCCAUGUUUAUAAGCUUCUGCUGACAUGCGAAUCUAUUGAUUCAGAUGAUGUGAAGGAAACUUUUUUAAAUCUUGGCAUUAAUCUCUUACAUGGUUCAGAGAAAGCCGCAGCAAAGGAGCUUAUGAGUCGAAUUGCAUUGGCCGUGUCAAAGCUUAAAUGUGGGACUAAUAUUGAAGAUAUCUUGAAUGUUGGUGACAAAGUUACAGCUCAUUCUUCAGGUUCCUCUAAUAAUGGCGAGGCUGCUACAGAAGAUGAAAGCCCUUUAAACCCUUCAAAUGUUGUAAAUGGGACAAAUUAUUUUCGGUAUCGAUCCGAGGUGUUAAAAAUUGAGGCUGACAUUGAUCAGGGUCUGGAGGCUCUUAGAAAGUCACAGAAGCAUGAAUAUAAGUUAGCAGAAGAAAACCUUAGGGCACAUACAAAAUAUUUACAAAAUCUUCUUCAGCAACUGAACAAAGAGAAGUCUGAAUUAGCAUGUCAACCGAACACAUCUCAUUCAAGUGUCUUGUUUCAAACUGUCGAGAAACGAGAGGAACAGCUAAGGCAGGCAAUGAUUAAAUUCGAAGAAAUGAAGAAGGUAGUAAAUGGUUUUGGCGGCACACCCAAAACUAUUUUAGAGAAACACUUUGGUCUAUAAAUUGCAUACUGAAGUGACAGGUUAUAGAGAUUACAGACAAGGGUUAUUUGUGAUUAUGAAUCCCGUGUUUCACAUCUCCCAACUUAAGAAGGCUAUUGGUGAUUAUGCAGCAGAAUGCAGAACCUCGACUACCAGCAGGAUUCGAGUUGGAUAUAGAGUGUGGAGGAACCUGAAGAGAUCUUAGCAUCCAGAGAAGUUUCUGAAGCUGGUCAAAGUGUUCGUCAGUGGCUAGUUCGUUGGAAAGGUCGUUGCAAAUUCGUGUAUUUUAUACAAGCUGAUUUUGACACCUCUGGUACAUUAGGACUUGUCAUGUUCCUCAUGUGUGCCAAAUUGGGUGUCGUUGCCUUUGAUUGCCUUCAAUACUACGUGGGCUUGGGCUACAGCUCCAUUUCUUUGACAUUGUUGGCACACCCCCCUCUCAGGAUAGACAUCCAAAUAUCAAAUAUGUUUGUAGUUCCUGUGAUGUCAACCCCGUUUUUAAGGUUCCUUCCUUGUGAUGAUUAUGGAUGUUUUUGCUAUCAAUUGUAUGCUUCAAAUUUUUUGAGAUAUCCAUUUGCAUGUUUUCCCUGAGAAUGACAAUUUUAAACAGAUUUGAGAUAUACAUACCACCACAAGUGUGAUUACUUCUUUUCUUA
Molecule: messenger RNA, 2272 nt
Organism: Trifolium pratense (red clover)
Lineage: Eukaryota; Viridiplantae; Streptophyta; Magnoliopsida; Fabales; Fabaceae
Product: protein OBERON 1-like
Exons: 4
Coding region: 243-1637 (464 amino acids)
Source: RefSeq, a predicted model, not a curated record